CAUCACUGCAAUUAAACUCCAGCAAGCAUUCAAGGUCUCUCCAUACCAGAGGCAUCACGCUCCAAGAUGAUCUGGUUCCUCUUCUUGUUUGGCCUGUCUCUUGCUGCUGAGCCUCCUGCAGACGGACAGGAACUGAAGCUUGAGCGUGGUGGCUGUCCCAUGUUCUGGUUCAGUUUCGAAGGCCGCUGCUACAAGUAUUUUGGCUCAAAGAUGACCUGGGGAGAGGCAGAGCUCCAAUGUGUGUCGGAGGGAGCCAACCUGGUGUCCAUCCAUAGCCUCGGAGAACACGAGUUUGUCAAUUUGCUGAUCCAGAACUUUGAUCCUUCUCUGACAUGGACCUGGAUUGGACUCACUGAUUUAUACAAGGAGGGAGCGUGGGUAUGGUCAGACGGGUCUAAAUACAGUCGUUCUUUUUGGAAUGACCGGCAGCCUGACAAUGCAGAGAAUAUUGAACACUGUGGGCACACCAAUGCUGGCAGCAACCUCAACUGGAAUGAUAAUAUGUGCUCAUAUAAAUUACCUUUUGUCUGUGCAACUCACAAAGCUUGUCCAUAGUCAAACUUAAAUGACUUAAUUAAAAAUGAAAAUGAACUUAAUGAACUUUACAUUUCUGGAUGUUUUUUUCUGUUCAAAAUAAAUAUGU
This is a messenger RNA of Fundulus heteroclitus (mummichog), 643 nucleotides long. Its product is annotated as galactose-specific lectin nattectin. NCBI's taxonomy places the organism in Eukaryota, Metazoa, Chordata, Actinopteri, Cyprinodontiformes, Fundulidae. The record is from RefSeq and is a predicted model, not a curated record. The transcript has a single exon. Bases 67 to 555 code for a protein of 162 amino acids. Gene Ontology annotation, molecular function: signaling receptor activity.